This is a messenger RNA of Durusdinium trenchii, 5096 nucleotides long. NCBI's taxonomy places the organism in Eukaryota, Dinophyceae, Suessiales, Symbiodiniaceae. The record is from the annotation of a GenBank genome assembly.
UUCAAGAUCUGUGCCGAAUAGAGGCGGCGCUGCUUGCUCCUGGAAAUCCCGCCCGAAGUGCAAGCACCUUCCAUAUAAAGCUCAAUGCUUGUACAGAAAUUGCUUUUGGCCCUCAUUUGUGCGGCCGCUUUGGACGCUGAUGAUUGUGAGAGUGAGGAGGAGGCAAAGCUGUUGGACGUGCAGCUGCUCCAAACAUCCUUGCAGUUCUCCAGCAAAUCCCGGAAUACGAUUCGGCCUGAAAUAGCCCAAGUAUCUGAAGAGGCAGUGCCAGAGGAGCAGUCCCUUUUGCAGACUUCUUUGGAGGUAAGCCUUUUCUCCAAUGCAUCUUCAGUUUUGGGGGCUGAAGGUUGGCAGCUACGAAAUGAGAGCUGCUUCACAGAUGGCUUGUUGCCCAUUCCUGGGACCAAGCCGCUCUUGCUACAGCUUGGCACCGUGCACGAACUCACCAACAUCAAGGACAAGACGGUCCAUAGCACACAGACUUCGUUAGUGCUCUACUUCUUGGAUUGGGAGCAUCUGAGGCCGACCCUCAUUAUGUCAUGCUACCUUUGCCUCUACCUCUUCUCUAUUGUCUCAAUCAACUACCACAUGACGGUGAGCUCGCAAAAAGCAAAGGAAGAUAAACAUAAGUUCGAAGUGGUUUCUCAGGACAGUUGCUUGGAGGACGAGGUCUACAAUAGAAGUCCAUUGAGUUGGCUUUGCGUGUCAUGGCUCAAUCCCAUGGUGGCACGUUUAGGUGCCUCCUGGAGCAGCGCAAUGUCCAAAUGCAAUCCAGAGGAUUUGGCUCCGUUGAAUCCGCCUGAAUUCCAGGCAUACCAUGCAGGCAAUCGCUUUGAAGACCUAUGGAACGAGGAGGUCGCAAAGUUUGGUGACCAGGCAAGCUUUGUCAUGGUGAUGAUUCGGCUUUGGACAUUCAAACGUAUUGCCCUGUUUCAGCUCCUCCUGUUCAUCCAUGUUGUCGUGGGAAACGUGUACCAGGUGUUCCUAAUUCAGCAUUCUUUGAAUUACUUUUUUUGGCUGCAGACGCACGUGAGAGAAAACGGAGGGCAGUUGCCUGAUAUGACACAGCCCAUUUUGUUCUCUAUUGUUGCAUUUUCAGUGCAGCCUUUGUUGUUCGCCGUACUUUGUUCGUAUGAGGCAAACCUGUCCAUCAAAUUUGAUCAGAGCACGGCCGGUGUAGCCACAACAAUGUUUAAGAAAACGCAACGUCUCCCUGCAUCCGCGUUGGCCUCUGACACCAAGCAGAUCGAUGAGAAGCCUGGGGAGCCUGCGCCACCCCCGGCAACGCGGAAGCCGAAUGCCAUGAUGGUCAUCAACAAUGAUUUGAUUGCAAACUUUCACGGGCUAGUCUUCAGCUUUGCUAUGACUGCCAACGCAACCGUGACAGUGGCACUGCUGCUGAUAAUGAUGGCUGUAAAGCUGCGUUUGGCGACGUUGUUUUGUUUGGCGGUGGCUAUUCCAGCCUUGACGCUGUCCUUGAUUCUGAGCGGGGCCAUGGGUAUCAACAUGAUGCAGCUGCAAGAUGUUAUGGACAAAAGAAUCUACAUGAUCAGAGAGAUCAUGAAGGGCAUUCGGAUAGUGAAGUGCUAUGCCUGGGAAGCUGCCAUGGAGGAUCAGAUCAGAAAGCUUCGAACCCGCGAGCUCUCGUUCUUGAACCAAUACUUCAAGCUGUGCAGUAACUUCGUGGCGUUGUUCAACAUUUUUCCGAGGGUGUUGACCUGUGCGGGGCUUUAUGGCUUCAUUCGCCUGUACGGACGGCAUGAUCUGGCAUCCAUUUUUGCUUGCCUCCAGAUCUUGGCAUCCCUCCGGCAAGAAAGUUCCCUCCUAUCGAAUGGUUUGCAGAAAUUGGUCACAAUCCGAAUCAGCGCUGCCCGGAUUCAAGCAUUCCUCCACUUGGAAGAAGCACCCGUGUUGCCAGGAAUCAGUGAGCCAAGCUGGGUUGAUGUGUGGCCACGCUCUGGAGGUUCACCUCGCAGCUUUCAACUGAAAGGCAGCUACAAGUUCAGUCGUGAAACUGAGGCUCCAACAGUGCUUCACGACAUCUCUUUGGAGGUCAAGCCUGGGGAGAUGGUUGCAAUUGUUGGCUCUGUUGGCUCUGGGAAGAGCACACUUUUGGAGGCUUCGUUGGGAGAGCUUUAUCCAGUGGAGGCAGAACAUGCAUUUUUAUCAAGACCUCAUGUGGCCGGAUACUGUGCCCAAGUUCCUCACAUCGCAGAGGGAACCAUCCGAGAAAACAUUGUAUUUGGCUGCCCCUUUGAUGAGGCUCGCUACUGGAAGGCCAUCUCUGCCUCAGGGUUGGAGAGCGACUUGCGGCUCUUGCCAGGAGGCGAUCAUGCCUUUAUUGGAGCUCGGGGUAUCAGCCUGUCUGGAGGUCAAAAGGCCCGGGUGGCUUUGGCACGGGCCGCCUACAAUCCAAAGGCGGAACUUUUGCUCUUGGACGACCCUUUCGGGUCUGUAGAUGCUCCAACUGGCUCAUGGAUCUUGGAGGAGCUGCUUUGUGGCCCACUGCUCCAAGACCGCGCUCGCAUUGUUGCACUGCAGCCCGAGAUGGAACGACUGCGCAAAUUUGACAAGGUUUAUGUCAUGUCCAAUGGGCGCAUUGUCACAGGUGGAACGCCAUCAGAGGUUGCUGAAACGGAAGAGUUCAAGACGCUGCAGCGCAGCUGCAGUGACGAGGAGGAGGAGGAGACAACUGAAAUCGCAUCCAUUGGCACCCAGAAGGAGAAGGGGCAGCAGCGCCCAUCCGGCAUCUCAUCCCAGUUAGUCCCGGCCACAAGCCUGCGCGAUAGCGAAACUGAAGGUCGACCAAGCUGGGACAUGGCCAGCUCCUAUAUUGCCAUUGGAAAAUGGCGGAACCUGGGAAAUUCCAUGAUAUUCUUCUCCUUGGUGCUCUUCCUCUAUUUGCUUUGCGACAUUUCGCUGGCCAACUGCACAAACGCUUUGGCAAUUAAUGCUGACGCACCCACUGGAAAAUACUUCAGUGGCUACCUGUUCUGGCUUGCAGCGGGGACUGUCUUCCUGUACAUCGGCUGGUACUUUGGAGCAGCCUUUACCCUGCGUAUCUCUGCCAAAAUCCACAGCGAUGUUGUCAAGCGGCUUCUUCAUGCUCCGAUUGAUCGAUUCUUUGACAAGCAUCCAGUGGGCCGCAUCAUGAAUCGCAUCACAAUGGACAUGACUACCAUUGACCUCUAUCUCUUCUUGAAGAUUUCUGGGAGUAUCAUGAUCCUCUUUCAGACAAUGGUCCCACUGGCAUACAUCCAUUCCAUUAUGCCGCUGUCCAUGACUUUCUUGUCGCUCCCCUUCUACUACGUCGUAGCUUCAUUGUACACCAGAUAUCAGAACACUACCGUACCGUUACGGUACUGUUUCAAGACGCAGACCUCCAGAACACAAAGCUAUUUAUCAGAUGUUAUGACCAACACUGUGGUCGUCCGCGGCUUUGGCGAGCAAACUCGCUUGACCCAGGAAUACGCUGAAGCUGUCGAUUGCUCCUUGAAGGCCGAUCUCACAGAUGACCGGUUGAUGAAGCGCUGGCUUUGCAAUCGCGUGAAUUACUUGUGGACUUUCUACAAUUCCGUCACAUACAUCAUCGGCCUUUACAACUGUGCAUGGAUGGGCCCUGGCACCCUAGGUAUUGCUCUGACCAAUCUUCUUCUCUUGGAGUCUAUGAUUGAACCUAGCCUUGACAUGAUGGCUGGUGCCCUUUUUGAGCUCAUCGCUUUGGCCCGUGUGCACGAGUACACCGAGGUGGAGCAAGAGAAACCCAUGCGUCGGCCGGAGGACUCCAACCUUCGAAGUUAUUCUGUGCGCUAUUUGAGAAAAAACCAAGCUACUCUGACCAUGAAGGCGGUGGGGGAGGACAUCCAAGUCUUCGUGAAUGGCCGGCCUUUCCUGCGGUCCACGCCAGAUUUGAGGGCCUUGAUGCUCGCUGAGGGCAGCGAGUGUACUCUGCAGGAGCUUUGCCCAUCGUGCUCUGACUUGAGCCAAGUGCCUAGCCUGCACCACCUUGUGGCAGCUAACGAUGCUACUGGCAGUGCGAAGGCCAUCGCGGAAGAGCUUUGCAAAAGCGUGCGGAGCUUUCUGACAGCUAGUGCUUUUGCAGCCCCUCCCCAGGUGGUCUUGGAGUUUCAGAGCAACUGGCUGGCGAAUGGAGCCCGUCUUGACUUGCAAGAUUUGCGGGCUGGCUACGCCGAAGUCCCCCAGGAUGUACUGAAAGGUGUGACCUUCAGUGUGGAGCCACGGAUGAAAGUAGCCGUUGUUGGCACCACUGGCUGUGGAAAAUCCAGCAUGCUGCUGGCCCUGCUCCGCAUCAUAGAACCCCGUGGUGGCCGCAUUAUCAUCAACGGCAUUGACACCAAAGUCAUUGGUCUUGCGACGCUACGAACUGCACUGGGCUUGGUACCACAGGAGCCAAUGCUUUUCACUGGCACUCUGCGCCACAACCUGGACCCGUUCAAAGUAUACACUGAUGGCCGGAUCAAGAGAGCGGUCAACUGCUGCCACCUCGAGAGCUUCGUGAAUUCACUUCCCCUCGGUUUGGAUCACCAAGUGUCCGAUGAAGGUGGAAACCUGAGCUUUGGACAACGGCAGCUCUUGUGCCUGGCACGGAUGGUCUUGAGGCAGCCGGCGCUGCUCUUGCUGGAUGAGGCUACUUCAGCCAUUGAUCCUGCCACCCAGGAGUCAGUGCAAGACACGAUCAACAAUGCCUUCCCAACCUCAACGAUGUUGGCGGUGGCGCAUAGGCUUGAAACUAUCAUGGAGUUCGAUCAAGUGGUGGUCCUAGAUGGGGGCCGCGUAGCAGAGGAGGGCCCGGUGAAGGAGGUGGCAGCGAAGCCUGGCGGCCUCUUCAAGCGCAUGCUUGACGCGAAAGAGAAGUGGUGAUGAUUGUGUAGCCAUGCCGCGGCAAUUCAGCUAUUCACAGUCAUGCUACGUUCUGCACAAGUUUCCAAGAAGAAACUUGGAGCUGUGUGAUGAAUCCGCUCUUUGCCCUCUCAGUUUCUUUCCUAACCUGGCCUAUUGGCAGUAAACAUUGACGUGCUGUUUUGGUCGCCUAAUGCCGAGAGGGUGGCAGCUGAUCACGGUGUCCAAAACUCGGC